Molecule: messenger RNA, 796 nt
Organism: Cajanus cajan (pigeon pea)
Lineage: Eukaryota; Viridiplantae; Streptophyta; Magnoliopsida; Fabales; Fabaceae
Source: RefSeq, a predicted model, not a curated record
AUGAAAUCCGUUAUUGAGCGCUACAACAAAGUCAAAGAGGACCAUUAUCAGCUAAUGAAUCCUGCUUCACAAGUCAAGUUUUGGCAGAGAGAAGCUGCAAGCUUGAGGCAACAAGUGCAGUACAUGCAGGAAUACCACAGGAAAUUGAUGGGCGAAGAACUUUCUGGAUUGGGUAUUAAAGAACUAGGAAAUCUGGAAAAUCAACUGGAGAUGAGUUUAAAGGGUGUUCGCAUGAAAAAGGAUCAAAUUCUAACUAAUGAGGUCAAAGAACUACACCAAAAGGGAAGCCUCGUGCAUCAACAAAAUGUAGAACUUCAUAGAAAGAUAAACCUCAUCCACAAGGAAAAUGCAGAAUUACAAAAGGUUAUUGAAGAAAAGCAUAGAAAAGAAGAUAUUGCAACAUCCAAUCCUCCUUACACUAUCAACUAUGGAUAUGAUAUGCUUACGCCUAUCAGUCUCCAUCUAAGCCAGCCACAGCCUCAACACGGUGAACCACCAGCCAAAGCAAUGAAACUGGGAUUACAGCUGCAUUAGCAAAAACUGCUCAAUAAUUAGGAUGGAGUUGAUCGGUUGUGAUAAGCUGUCAAUGUUUGGUCCCAAUGGUGGUGCAUCUAUCAGUGUCAUCUUAUCUUGUACUUCAUCAAUCACGACUGAUCCAAUGAACAGUAAAUUGAUGCAUACAUGUACAUGGCAUUAGAUUAUAUGUCCAGAAGCUCUACAUGCAGUUUCUGUUAUAAGAAUCGGACAUAAUGGUUAUUAUGUACGUAACAUCAAUGCAAUAAGGAUUAUAUUGUCA